AGGUUUUUCUACAUGAGUGGAGAAGGUAGAUGUUGCAAGUAGAAGAGAUACAACAUUUUUUUAGGAUGUCUGAAGAUGAAGAAAAAGUGAAAUUACGCCGUCUUGAACCAGCUAUUCAGAAAUUUACUAAGAUAGUAAUCCCAACAGACCUGGAGAGGUUAAGAAAGCACCAGAUAAAUAUUGAGAAGCAACUCUGCUCCAAUAUCUGAGAAAUGGAGAAGCUUUGUUUGAAAGUCCAAAAGGAUGACCUUGGACUUCUGAAGAGAAUGAUAGAUCCUGUUAAAGAAGAAGCAUCAGCAGCAACAGCAGAAUUUCUUCAGCUCCAUCUGGAAUCUGUAGAAGAACUUAAGAAACAAUUUAAUGAUGAAGAAACUUUAUUACAGCCUUCUUUGACCAGAUCCAUGACUGUUGGUGGAACAUUUCACACUACUGAAGAUGAAGCUGAUCCUCAGAGUAUGACUCAGAUAUAUGUGUUGCCUGAAAUUCCUCGAGAUCAAAAUGCUGCAGAAUCAUGGGAAACCUUAGAAGUGGACUUAAUUGAACUUAGCCAACGGGUCACUGAUUUCUCUCUCCUAGUGAAUUCUCAGCAGGAGAAGAUUGACAGCGUUGAAGACCAUGUCAAUAGUGCUGCUGUGAAUGUUGAAGAGGGAACCAAAAACUUGGGGAAGGCUGCAAAAUACAAGCUGGCAGCUCUGCCUGUGGCAGGUGCACUCAUCGGAGGAGUGGUGGGGGGUCCGACUGGCCUCCUUGCAGGCUUCAAAGUGGCAGGAAUUGCAGCUGCACUUGGUGGUGGGGUGUUGGGCUUCACAGGUGGAAAAUUGUUACAAAGAAAGAAACAGAAAAUGAUGGAGAAGCUCACUUCCAGCUGUCCAAAUCUUCCCAGCCAAACUGACAAAAAAAUGCAGUUAAAAACCAAACUUCAGUAUUACUGGCGCCAACAUGUCUAUCCUUUGCUGCUGUUGGACACUCAGUCAGCUUUUGGAACAUGAUUAUAUCAAAAUAGUGGCUACAGAUGCUCAAGUGGGAUUAAACUGUGAUAAGUGGAUAUAUUUUGUUGUUUGCUGGGGUGUUAAUGGGGAUGUUAGAGAUUGAAGAGCCUGGACUGAGGGUGUACAAUAUUUGUCAGGUAAAGUUUAAGGACUGCCAGGGAACAGAUUUUUUACCUGGAAAUGUGAAAACCCAACCAUAACUUUGAUAAGAACUUGUGAUGUGUGAACAUGUUGGGUUACGGAAGGAUAGUUUUCAGAAUAGUUUCUUCCAUAACCCUGACUUGGAGACUCCAAGGCUAAGCAUAUUGUAAAUAUGCUUCUUUAUCUCCUAAAUAUAGAUUUUUUAGGCAUUUUAGCAGAGAAAAGAAUGGAAGUUCAGCUUUUCGUAUCAAAUAGGGAAAUCAGGAUCUAACAAGGUGCAUGAGUAAACUGCAUAACGGAGUCUAUUUGGUGAGCCCUAUUGCAAUUUGGUCUAACAAUAUUUUCAAGUGAAGGAAACAAAUAGUGUAAGAAAAUGGAAAGAGAGGCCCAACUUCUCUUUCAGAUAUCUUAAUUUAUGACCCUGGCUUCUUCUCUGAACUCUUUUUUCUGCCUCU
Messenger RNA from Balaenoptera musculus (blue whale), 1585 nucleotides. Its product is annotated as syntaxin-17-like. Gene Ontology annotation, molecular function: SNARE binding; SNAP receptor activity. Gene Ontology annotation, biological process: intracellular protein transport; exocytosis; vesicle fusion. Gene Ontology annotation, cellular component: autophagosome membrane; plasma membrane; endomembrane system. NCBI's taxonomy places the organism in Eukaryota, Metazoa, Chordata, Mammalia, Artiodactyla, Balaenopteridae. The transcript has a single exon. The record is from RefSeq and is a predicted model, not a curated record.